AUGCAUAGGAGAUAAGAUUCAAACAAUAACAGAAUUCGAAUAUCUAUCGAUCAUUAAGUUGAAGUUAGAAAUACUCGAACAAAUAUUUCUCCGUUAUAAUCAAAUCAUGUGAUAUCUCCUUAAAUUUACAAACAUCUUAAAUUACCUUCAAUUAAACAAUCAAGGUCUCCAAGUGCCAGAAAUCAAAAACAAACUACCAAACAGGUGGCAUCACUAAAUUAAUAAACAGCAGAGUUAAUCAAAAAGUUAUCGAAUAAUAGUAUAAAAUAAAAACAUCACAGAUUCAAUACAGAAAGCAGGCGUAAAAGCUCAUUGAGUUAAAAUAAAUUGGAACCAUAAACAAAAUUAACUUCAAAAGUAAUUUUAAAUUGAGUAUAAGCGAACUCGAUCUAUUUCGAAUAUGGUUUCCAAAAAUUCAUUAAUUGUUUCAACAUAAUUUGAAGAAGAAGAAGAUCUGCCAAAACAAAUCAAAUUGCCUACUAAUCUCCCUUAAAAUAAAAUCAAAAUCGAAAUUGUCAAUAAAGUUCAAUCUAACUAUGAUCAUUAACAAAAUAAAUAUGCAAAGUUUAAGGCUUAAAAUAAUGAAACUUAUCAGAGAAGUGAAAAUUAAGAAUUGAAUAGUCUUCGACAGUCAUUAUUUUCAAUAAUUGAGAAUAGCAGAGUUUAGAGGCAUAAAUUUUACUAAUUAGGAAACACAGAUUAAUAAUUGUAAUUAUUGGAAUAAUUAUAUUUAUAAAAUGAAAAGAUUGUUCGAAAUUAUGUAUAAAUUAGAUAGGAAGCUUAAUAAAUUGAUUUAAAAGUUAAGUCCCUCUCAAAUCAAAGAAAGCAAUUUAGAAUAUAGUGA
This is a messenger RNA of Paramecium pentaurelia, 844 nucleotides long. NCBI's taxonomy places the organism in Eukaryota, Ciliophora, Oligohymenophorea, Peniculida, Parameciidae. The record is from the annotation of a GenBank genome assembly.